AUGGCACCUCGUCCUAAUGAAUGGACGCAGAUGCAACAGUUUCUGGAAGAUUUCAAGGAAAAUUUUCAAGACAACAUGAGACGAACAAUGGCUGAAGCAAUUCAAGCCGGAGUCCAGGCUGGGGUUCAAGCUGCCUUCGCCGCCAACGGCGCUUGCGCUAACGCAGGACCCGCAGCACCACAACAACGCCAUCGACAACACCAUAACCCUGUUUUUGACGAGGCUAAUGGCGAGUCCGACGAUGAAAAUUCGUUCGGGGAUGACAUCAACAAUCGACAAGAGCAUCUUGGUCGGGAUCAACAACCACAAUGCAACAAUGACACACGCUGGACUGCGGGUAUUAAAGUCGAAAUCCCAGAAUUUCAUGGGGGGUCACAACCUGAAGACCUUCUUGACUGGAUCGUUACGGUCGAUGAAUUCUUGGAGUUCAAAGAAGUACCGGGCAAUAGACAAGUCUCUUUGAUUGCAACACGAUUCCGUGGGCAUGCCACCUCUUGGUGGAACCAACUCAAACUUUCUCGUACCAGACGGGGGAAAGAAAAAAUAACCUCUUGGGACAAGCUUAAGAAACAUAUGCAGAAAACCUUUAUUCCGUAUAAUUUUGAACGACUGUUGUUUCAAAAGUUUCAUAACAUACGACAAGGGACGCGUUCUGUUGAAGACUAUGCCAAUGAGUUCUAUCAAAUACUCACACGAGUUGAUAUUCAGGACUCAGAGGAUCAGCUCGUCGCUCGUUUUGUUGCCGGUUUACGACCGCAGCUUCAAAAUAUGCUUCACCAGUUCGACCCGGGAUCUGUUGCGGAAGCUCGCCAGAGAGCUCUAUUGGUAGAACAGCAAGCUCGCAUCAGCACCGGUCAAUGGACGGGGAACACACGACCUCGUACAAUCACAACCACCACAGACGACACUAAAUCUUCAACGGGACGUGAUACUACAGGAACUCGAGUGGAUACUCGACCAACGGAAACCGCUCCUGCAGCAAUAGAACCUCGACCUUCCCGUCCUAAUGCUCUCCGUUGUUUUACCUGUGGGGAACGCGGGCACAUACAAACGGCUUGCCCUAACAAGGGUCGCCGGGGACUAAUUGCCAAUGAUCGUGAAAUAAUUGGUGAACCUAUUUACGAUGAGGACGAAGAGAAUUGCGAUGAAGCCGAGGAAGAACAAGUUCAUGGUGAUACGGGUACGUUUCUCAUGCUUUGCCGCAAUUAUCUUGCUCCAAAAACGACCGAGGCUUGGCAGCGCACGUCAUUAUUCACCUCGACUUGCACCGUCAAAGGCAAGAUUUGUCGCUUCGUGGUUGAUUCGGGUUGUUCAGCGAAUGUAGUUUCGGAAGAAGCAGUUCGCAAACUCGCACUUACACCAGAGGCACAUCCACAUCCUUACCGAUUAUUAUGGAUGCAAACCGGCGCAGAGGUCUUUGUGUCUCAACGAACAAUGGUAUCCCUCUCUAUCGGGUCUUUCUACAAAGACAAUCUUUAUUGUGAUAUCGCGCCAAUGGAUGUCUCACAUAUCAUAUUAGGACGGCCAUGGCAAUAA
Messenger RNA from Brassica oleracea var. oleracea, 1536 nucleotides. RefSeq lists its product as uncharacterized. Gene Ontology annotation, molecular function: nucleic acid binding; zinc ion binding. The record is from RefSeq and is a predicted model, not a curated record. Lineage: Eukaryota; Viridiplantae; Streptophyta; Magnoliopsida; Brassicales; Brassicaceae. Bases 1 to 1536 code for a protein of 511 amino acids. The transcript has a single exon.